CUCACUGUGAUGCAGCGCGCGGCGCGAACGCUCGUGCUCAGUCGCUGCUCCGCCGAGCGCUGCGUUUGACUGUCUUUACGCACGCCGCUUUACACUUUUUCAACACACUAUCAUGGCUUCGUGGCGAGAAUAAUCAACAGUUUUGAGGUUUUGUCCAACUUCGUCUUUGUGCUUAAUUCGCGCGAGUUGUUUGUUAGAUUUGGUCCAUACAGAAUGAAGAGGAACGACUGACUCCUCAGAAUGGGUACCACUGACGCCUCACUUCCCUGAACUGAUGGAAGGGGCAAUAAGAGGCUAAUUGACUUCUUUUUGGUUGUAGAGGUAAAUUGACAAGAGGUGAACGGUGGGAAGGAGCAACCAUGGAGGGCCUUGUCUGAGGUGGAUUCAUCAUAGUAGUCCUAACUGACAUCUGAAUCAGCAUAACAUCUGAGUAGUAGCAGUCAUGACUGAGAGGGCAAACUUCGGAGCUCAGAGGGUCUCACGGCCACAGGGCUCACUCCCGCCAGAACCUAUCGACAUUAUCCGGACAAAAGCCAGAUCCAGAAGAGUCCGGAUCAAUGUGGGUGGGCUGGUCCAUGAGGUGCUAUGGAGAACCCUGGACCGACUGCCACGGACCCGUCUGGGGAAACUCAGAGACUGCAAUACCCAUGAAACCUUAAUGGAGAUCUGCGACGACUACAGUCUAAAUGAUAAUGAGUAUUUCUUUGACAGGCACCCAGGUGCCUUUUCCUCCAUUUUAAACUUUUACCGGACUGGCAAGCUACACAUGAUGGAAGAGAUGUGCGCUCUGUCCUUUGGUCAGGAGCUUGACUACUGGGGCAUCGAUGAGAUCUAUCUGGAGUCGUGUUGCCAGGCACGGUACCAUCAGAAGAAGGAGCAGAUGAAUGAAGAGCUGAGGAGAGAGGCUGAAACUCUCAGGGAGAAGGAAGGAGAUCAGGUGGAAACGGGCUGCUGUCCAGAUAAAAGGCAGAAGCUCUGGGAUUUGCUGGAGAAACCGAGCUCUUCUGUAGCGGCCAAGAUUCUGGCCAUAAUAUCAAUUCUGUUCAUCAUCCUUUCAACCAUUGCACUGUCACUGAACACCCUGCCUGAGUUACAAGUGAUUGAUGAAUUCGGCCAAUCCAACGACAACCCCAACCUGGCCCACGUUGAAGCCAUUUGUAUCGCCUGGUUCACUAUGGAGUACCUUCUCCGCUUUUUGUCUUCUCCCAACAAGUGGAAGUUUUUCAAAGGGCCACUCAAUGUCAUUGAUCUGCUGGCUAUCCUUCCUUAUUAUGUCACAAUAUUCCUCACAGAAUCCAACAAGAGUGUCCUCCAGUUCCAGAAUGUGCGCAGGGUAGUUCAGAUCUUCCGGAUCAUGAGAAUCCUGAGAAUUCUGAAACUCGCAAGACACUCGACUGGUCUCCAGUCUCUUGGGUUCACGCUGAGAAGAAGUUAUAAUGAACUCGGACUGCUGAUAUUGUUUUUAGCCAUGGGCAUCAUGAUCUUCUCCAGUCUGGUGUUCUUUGCUGAGAAAGAUGAAGAUGCUACGAAAUUCACCAGUAUUCCUGCUUCAUUCUGGUGGGCAACAAUUACAAUGACAACUGUGGGUUAUGGAGAUAUCUAUCCCCAAACCCUUCUGGGAAAAAUAGUGGGGGGUCUCUGUUGCAUUGCUGGGGUGUUAGUGAUUGCUCUGCCCAUUCCCAUUAUUGUGAACAACUUUUCUGAGUUCUACAAAGAACAGAAACGACAAGAAAAGGCUAUCAAACGAAGAGAAGCGCUUGAGAGGGCCAAGAGGAACGGGAGCAUUGUGUCGAUGAACUUGAAAGAUGCCUUCACUCGCAAUAUGGAACUAUUGGAUGUCGUGAUAGAAAAGAAUGAGGACAAGGGCGCAGACAAUCAUCUUUCACCCAGUCGCUGGAACUAUCAGAAAAACCCAAACUCUGACUCAGGUUCCAAAGGCUAUGAUGCAAAGUAUCAAGAAAUAGGUCAGCUGGCUUCUCCUGAACGAUUAUUCAAUCCUACUUCAAGCCCUCAACGUCUGAAUGCAAAGUCCCUUGAGCAAAUGUACAACCAGAUGACGGCCACCUCAUCCAUGAGCAGCAGCGGACCUUCAGCUUCCAAAGCGAGCACUAUUGUAAAAGAAGAAGAGAUGGAGAUGAAGGUAGUGCAGUGCGAACCACGGCACAAAGAGAGACCCAUCACUGAGAUAAGAAGCCUGUCCAGCGUUGACAGUUUUGCCAGCUGUGCCACAGACAUCAGUGAGGUAGAGAGAAGCGCACUACUGCCAAAUUUCACAGGAGCACUGACAAAACAUCCACGUGCUCCUCCACCACUCGACCUCAGCCAGAUCACCUCCCUGGAGAAACGGGCUCCUGAAAAAGCAAAGCAGCCCACGAUCAUCAAAGAGGGCCUCUACGAGUUUGUUCAAUGCAAGUCAGGCAGCAGCACCAUGUCGCAGGGCGAAGAGAACCAAAGCUUUGAUCCGAGCGGUGAAAACGUAAGAAGCCCUCCACGAGGAAACCAAGUCAAAGUCAAGGGACUCAAAGUGAACUUCACUGAAUCUGUAGACGAGGGGGUUUCCAACUUGCACUUAGUCGUGACGGAUGACGCGGCCACACUGACACCAAAGCUACCGGUAUCUGAUCCAAUACUGCUGUUGGGUUCUCCUCGGCACAGUCCCAGAUCCCCAGGGAAAGGCUUUGAAGAGCACGGAGCCACAAGCUCUCCAGGGUUCAGUGUGUCAUCUUCGGAUACCCAAAGAGAGAGAAACCACAUCGAUAGAGUUGCCAUUACUCCCACCUCGCCUAAAAGUGCACAAAACUGUGCUUCUGCCACGGUUGGUGCCAUUGCUGCAGAAGACAACAUUCAAAGUGGACAGAAGGUGGACAACCACCUCCUUUCACCUGAUAUUCUCAAGUCUUCGGGGGAGGGAGGUCGCUCACCACCGUGUGAAACUAGCAUGUGAUGCGAUGGGUUGCAUUGACAUGUUCACGUUCACAGAACGAAUGCAUCAAAGUAUGUGGACAGAAAGAGGCAUACUGAUGUAGUGAAGGGGAUUUUCUUUUGUCUUUCUUCGACACUAUCGGACUGCAUAGCCGCAGAGAUUUACUUUAUGAUCCUGAGAGAGAAGGUCUGCUCUCAACGUCAAAGAGCUUACUGAUAUUCAUACAGAGGGAGGACUUUAAAAAACAAAUAAUACUCUUAUUAUUCUAUCAUUAUUUUGUAAAAGUACAACCCUCCAUGUGAAGGAUUAGUUAGCUGAAUCAUAUAGAUUUCAAAUCAUUGGCUGAUUCAGACAACUGUGAUAACAUACCACAAAUCGUUCUUUGUAAUUUACAGCCCACUGAGCAGAUGUUGUGCGUACACAUUUUUUAAGACUAACCACUGUAACAUAUCUGCUGGGUUUGUUUAAUAGUUCUGACCAAAGCGCUACCGGUGUAAAUUGAUUUAGCUUUAAAUAACAUUUUUGACCAAAAUAUGCCUUCAUUUGAUAUUAUUCCUCAGUGGUCAUAUAUGAAGCAACACAAAGUGUUCAGUUCUUCCUGCAAAUGUGGAUCAAAUCAAAUUCCAUUAUUUCUUUUACCAAAAUAUAACACGUCAGUAUACUAAAUAUUCUGAUAUCUGUAUGAGCAUGUCUGUUUCAGCGAAACACAGGUUCAAGUGUUUCCAUUUGCAUCACUUUAAAGUUGAGCCAUAGUCUACUUAGAAAUACAUGCAUUCUUGAAAUAAAUAGUUUUGCAUGGUUACUGGGGUGGCGACUCCACAUCAGCGAAUCUGAGAAACUGUAUGGAAAGAUCAGUUUUUAAAAUGCCUUUAUUUCAGAAUCAGCCGAGGGAAACCCAUGACGGCCAUAGUAAAUCAACUAUGCCCUCUGCUGGAUGAAGGAAACGGCACUUUAUUUCUACGAAACGUCAGCUUGACUGGAUGGGAAUAUUGUACAUUAAAGAAUGUCAUUUUAACGUUCCUCCAGAGGUGCAUCACGAUAAGGUCAUUGGAUAUCAACAGCUCAAUGCAGAAUCUUGAGUGUAUGAUUUGUAUAUUAACUGUACAUUCGAGACAUUAUCAGCUGCAUCCAUUUAGUGUAGAAACACAGAUACACAAGUUGUGAUUUCAAUCGUACUUAGGUGAUUUUUAAAACAAAACUAGGCAGGAACACAAGCCCUGCUUUAAGUAUUCAAAUCGGUGCCUUUUCAUAAACAGUCAUUUAUGAGAAGGCGUUAAGAUCUUUGGAUUGGUUCAGACAAGUAUGUACAGAAAGUCCUAAUUUUUUAUAGAGUAAAAUAUGCAAAUAUAAUUGAGUUCUCAGGUUUUUUUAUGUAAUCUUGAAAGCCCUAAUUUUUCUGUAUGUGAAAAUAAUUGUUUGCUGUUUUCAAAUCAAAAGGUGAUGGAACAGAACACUGAACAUAACUAAAGCGCUGCACAAGCAUUGAGCAGAUUUAUCUUUAAUACAACUUGACUACUGUAUAUACGUUCCAAUUUCAUUUCUGCAUUUUUUUUCAUUAAGUUUGGAUCCUAGUUGAUUAUAUCAAUGUGAUAUUGUUUAGUUGUUCAUCUUUUCUUUGACAUAGUGACUGCAUUGUUCCAGAUACAUAGAAUGACCAUUAAACAAAAUAAAUGUUUGUACAGGA
This is a messenger RNA of Carassius carassius (crucian carp), 4607 nucleotides long. It is a transcript of the gene kcnb2a, whose product is annotated as potassium voltage-gated channel subfamily B member 2a. Gene Ontology annotation, molecular function: protein binding; delayed rectifier potassium channel activity. The record is from RefSeq and is a predicted model, not a curated record. Gene Ontology annotation, biological process: protein homooligomerization; potassium ion transmembrane transport. NCBI's taxonomy places the organism in Eukaryota, Metazoa, Chordata, Actinopteri, Cypriniformes, Cyprinidae. Gene Ontology annotation, cellular component: membrane; voltage-gated potassium channel complex. The coding region runs from base 443 to 2944 and encodes 833 amino acids. The transcript is spliced from 3 exons.